Molecule: messenger RNA, 3408 nt
Organism: Adineta ricciae
Lineage: Eukaryota; Metazoa; Rotifera; Eurotatoria; Adinetida; Adinetidae
Source: the annotation of a GenBank genome assembly
AUGACUACAAGUUCAUCAAUAACUUCAAAUACGCAGCAUAUCGCCACUCUACUUGAUGAUCUGCUUACUUGGCGAACAAUUGGUCAUAAACAUACAGAUGUACGGGAAACAACGAACGUUCAACCACAUGGCGGUGCUUGGAUGCCAGCGGAUCGUUCAUUCGAUCGAAUUCUUUUCUGGCGCACAAUCGAAAACAAUGCUUUUCAGCUGUUCGAAUAUUCCAUGUCGCGAAAUCUCUUACAAAACGCACUUCAAAUUCAAUUUGAUUCAGCAACAACUGUUCUACCAAAUGUUUUUAUUGUUGAAUUACCUGAACAACAUCAAAUCUGUCUCAUGUUUGUCACACAUCUUGGCAUUUAUCGUUGGAGGCUCAAACAUCCUAUCCUAUCCACCACCGGUCAAUUAGAUCAACCGCAAUCGAUACUUGCUGAUAUCACCGAUGAUUAUUUGAAUAGUCGAAAUCAUUUUUAUAAAUGUGACUUACAAUUGUAUACUCAAGUGACUUGUUCUUAUACAAAUGAAUAUCUGAUCUAUGCGUUAUACAAUGAAUUAGAAACAAUUAUUUUUCGAUUUGACAAUCAAGAUUAUUUGAAUUCUCCACAACAAUUAGUUUUUCCAAAAAGACAAACAUCUGGUUUAUUCAAUUUCCUGUGGAAUCCAAAUAAAUCAGUUACAUCUACUCAACCAAAUCAACCAUUGAUUGCUGGUCAAACAACGAUCGUUUACAACACCAUGACAAUGACAGUGAUUCUUUAUGAUAGUGGCUUAAUGCGAUUUCUUUCUGAUCAACUUGAUACUGUUCUUCAUGAACAUAAUCUAUUCGUUGAUCUUCCUCGUUCAUCAUCGAAACUUCCGACGAAAAUUUUUCUCGAUUAUUGUCAAUAUGAAACCAUAUCUGAUGAACUUAUCACUCGUCUCUUCAUCGUUCUUGAUUCAACUGAUCUUCUCCAUCUGCUUAUCUACGAAUUUCAAUAUGAUUCUAAUGACAAUUUCCGUCUAUCACUUUAUCAAAACAAAACUUAUACAAAAAGCACUCGAUCUACCGAUCAUUCACAUUUACCACAUGGCUCAUCAUUAACAUCGAUCACUUGUACAAACGAUCGAAUUCUUCUUCAUCUAUUAAGCAAUCAAAAUCGUUCGAUUCUUCUCUUCAGCCCAUACGAUGUCAAAGAAAGUCAUGAAGAAGAGUUCAUUCAAUUACCGAUGGACUCCAGUGGAAUUUAUUUAAAUGAUGACUCAACAACGAUCGAUGAGAUUGAGAGAAGAUUGAACUCACCGGGUCAAUUUACGAUUGAUAUGAUCAAAGAUGCACUUUGGAUUACGUUUAAUUUUAACCUCGAUGAAUAUAAUCAAUCAUGUACUUCGUUAACGCAGAUUCUUCAGCAAUUGCCAGCGAAUCUACAAAAUUUGUGUAAUGAGCAUUGCGAUGAAAAUUCCAUUCAGAAUGAAGAUCGUCUACAAAUUCUGACAAAAUUUUGGCAAAAUUUAUAUAGUACAUUAAUUGAUCUUCGGGCACAAGCAUUAGUUCUAUACGGCUGUCGAAUCUUCGACGAACGACAGUUGAUCAUCAUUAUUCAUAAAGCGGCGAUUUCGUUGUAUUCAAUGACAAAAGUAUCAUCAUCUACCAGUGCGAGAUAUUCUCGCUAUGUUAAAGAUAUCGAAUCGUUGCUAAAAGCUUCGGACAAUGAAAUAAUUGCUCAAAUUGAUGAUGAGACGCUCGAUACUACUUCAACAAAUUCACAACAAUUAACUCGCAUUCAUAAACAUUUGGAUCCAGUUGUAAAUAACGAUCAAUUAACAGAAGUAUUCCGAUCGAUGUAUGAUAAACAUUCGACGAAAAACAAUGUCAAUGAGAUUAAUAACAAUGUAUUUGGAUCGAAAAUUGCACGUCGAUUGUUAGUUCUGGUCUUUGCUCAAUCAUGUUACGAAAAGAUUCACGAUAUUGAACAGUUAGACAAACUACUUCAUUUAACAUUUCGAUCAAAUCAAAUUCGAAUUAGUUCGCAUCGAAAAGACAAACUUCAAGAUCAAAUUCUGCCGUAUUUACAAGAUCUAUUACGAAUUUAUCAAACACUUCUCUGGGUAUCUUCAUGUGGAAUCGAAUCAUCGUCAUUAACAGUCGACGAUCGUGACCUUUUCAUUGAAAAUCUGGUUUAUCAACAAGCACAACAACGAUAUAAAGCUCGCAUCGGAAACCAAUCGUUACUCGAACAACUUUUACUCGAUAUAUUUCCUCAGGAACAAACACCACCCGACGCAGAUAAUUGGUUUCAAAUUCUAUACAAUUCAGUCGAAAAUCUCUUUACUCUUCUCUGGCCAAGUAACGAUUUCCUCAUUACUUAUUUACCCAGUCGACAUCAAUGGACAAUUCUCGAUCAUUACUGCGGAAAAUUGUCUUGGUUUAAAGAAUUGAAUUCUGCUAGACAAUUCUUCCAUGCUUUGACAUUCUAUCGAUCGGGUACAAAUAUCGAGACAGCAACGAGAUAUUUAGCAGCUGGACUGAAAGAUCUUCACACAGAUCCAUUGUUAAUGAAAAUGUUCGCAAAACAAGCACUUCCGGAACUGUUUUAUAUUGAAUGGAUUCGAGAGUAUUUGAAAUAUUUUGGACAAGGUCAACAUGUUGCUUCGUUUCUUCAUCAAUCUCUACAAAGUUCUUAUACCAAUGAAAUCCGGGCAUUAAUCAUCAAAGAAUUAUUCAAAACAAGUAUUGAAUUGAAAAACUUCGAUGAUGCGUUUUGGUGUAUCCAGAAUACGAAUGAUUAUUUCAGUCAAAAACAAUUUACGUUCGAAUAUGCAUCAGCCAUAUGUUCCUUAACUAAUGAUCAAUCGUUGUAUCGUCUUCAAACACUUCUUCAAUAUCAACGUGAUAAAUUAGAUUGUGUGGAUUUCGAAUUAUUAGCAUAUCUUGAACGCACAUGUGUGGAAAAUCAACCUAUUCAAACAUCUCAAGUAUUUGCAUUGUAUGAAGUAUACAAAACGAUGAAAUUACCGUUGAAGAUGGCGCAAAUCAUGUAUCAUUAUGGUUGUUCGAUAACUGAUGUUAAAGAGCAAAAACAUGUUUUACAAUUAGCUUUCAAUGCUUUGUCAUCUGUCCCAACCAGUCAUGAUUCAACGGAUCAAUUAUUCACCUAUCCGAUAAACUGCGAAUAUAAUUCAUUAACACCUCUACAUGCAGAUCAUAAUUGUUCACGAUUGAUCGGAAUCGAUGAAUGUCGGCAAAAACUCGCUAUCAUUUCAGCUAUUUGCACAUUGAAAAGCAAUCGUUCAUCCUCCACUGUUCAAGUUACAGAUACCAUGCAUCCUACGCAAUUAAGUGGUCUAUUAACAAAGUAUCAUUAUGAGAAAGAAGCUCAACAAUUACUUGAUGCCUUUCAAAUCAAUCGUUCGUCGAUGUAUGUCAUUCAUUAG